AAACUUGAUGUGAUACUUAAGCUGAAAAGAUUAAUUAAAGACAAAUACGGAGUAUGAGUUAUGAAACUUAUGACUUUUUUUAUCUCCAAAGGGCUGAUUUCUUCGGGUUGUAAAAAGCGAAGUAAACCAAAGGUGCGGUUUGUUAAAUGGAAUAGACUCUAGAAUCAGCUUAAAUGAAAUGUUGAUGCUUCGUAUAUACCUGAAUGCAAUCAAUUUUCCUCGAGGCAUAUGUGGAUGAAGGUUUAGCUGAGAGAUUUCAAGAUGUUUUAAAAGCUGCCGAUCAGCCUCUGUAUGCUGAUUGUGAGAGAUACUCUCAGCUAUCCGCCGUUACAGAGUUUAUGAACAUAAAAGUUGGAUACAAUCAGGGUCGGUCCUGUCCUGUUUUGGGCCUAUGGGCGAUAUACUAUUUUGACCUUACUUCCUAGACAAACAGUAAAUUAUACUUACUUAAAGUAAAAAUUACGGAGUAUAAUAAAACUAGGAUAAAUUACUCUAAAUACGACUAAAAACGUUUGUAUAUUCCUAACUAAGAUUAUCAUGUUUUAUUCUCUAAAUGGAAGUAAUAAAUGUCAUAUUUUGGCAGUAUCGGUAUUUUUUUACACAUGGUAGUAUUUUUCGAACAUGACAGUAAUUACUCCUAUUCAGAAAAUAAACACACGACAGUCCUAUUUUGAAAUUCUAAAAAACGAUUACUCCUAUUUCGGGAAUUCUCCCUACAACUAUCUAAUACUCCGUAAAGGUUAUAAAAUAAAGAUGAAAUUCACCUUCAUAUUAUUUGAAUUGCAUAUUUGGACAAAAGUAACAACGUAACACAUGUAUCACAAAAGAACAUUGUGAAGUAAAAUCAUAAAUAAUUGCUGUAUAAUCAAUCUUUUCCAAGAUCACACGUGCAAUGUUUAAAAUUGUCAAUCCAUUAAGUUUUUUGAGGCAUAAUAGAUAAUUGGGAUGAUGUUUGAGAAUUGUGAGGCACCGGCAUCCCAAACACAGUAAUAUAAAUUGGUAAUUUUGUAAUUAAAAGAGUAAAAAAUCUUAAAGGCUAAAAAGAUGUGAAGAGACGUGCUUUUAUUGAUUCAACAACAAAUGUGUUGACUUACAACCAACUCUAUUUAAAAAUCAAAACUAAAUUUAUAUUCUUUUUAAAAACUUGUCUAGCUUUGUUCAAGACUUUUUACUUAGGUUUUAAAAUUCUCAAAUUGUCAACAAAAAUUAAACAUUAGGCCUAAUUAAUUAAUUGAAAUUAUAAAUAAAAAAAGAAGCAUACUUAUAUUACAUAUAAAGAAAAAAAAUUAGGCCUAAUUUUUUUUUUCCUACUUUUUUCGGGCCUAAGGCGGUCGCCCCUGCUGGCCUCCCUCUAGGACUGGCCAUGGAUACAAUCUCCCUGAAACUUGCAUGUCCAGAGUUUUGCAGUAAGUAGGAGGAAUGCUACCGCGUGAUCAUAGUCUCCCCGAUUCAUAAUAUAUUACGAGAUGGCUAUAAUAAAUGUACACUAGGAAGUGACGGUUAUUGAGUCGAGAAAGCAUAAGCAGAGGAAGCAAUGGCGAGAUAUUCGAAGAAGGUGAAAGUAGAGGAAGGAGAGCCCAUCGACGGCGCUCAAGCCGUAGCCCGAAGAUCGGGUCCGUGACUACGCUUAGUCACGGAAAAUUGGCUGUGACUAGAAUAGUCACGCCCGAACAGUCACGGAUUUAGUCACGGAAAAAAUCCGUGACUAGCAGAGUUAGUCACGGAUUGUUUAUUCUAGGGUCCGUGACUAAAUCCGUGACUACGUCCGUGUUUUUUUGUAAUGCCUUACAUUUUCUCACCAAACGCAUAUGACAUUUUUUUCUAAUCUCUUCUCUAGUGUCCGUCCUGAACUCCUGACCUUGUCUUCCAAGCUCGAUCUUUUCUUUUGCAAGAUGUAUUAUAUCUUCUUUUCAGUCACACUCUCUUUUAUAUGCUUAUUACAACCUAAUAUCGAAGGUAAUCAUUCUUAUGCGAAUAUUCACCUGUUCCCAUAUCCUUAAAUUUCACAUACUUAGUAUAACGUUAUGUCACUAUAUACUUAGAUGUUUACUUAAUGGUUCUUUACUUUUUAGUUUAAGUCUACCUUUAGAAUCAUGGUGGAUAGAUCUUGGAUGUAUUCUGCUCCAAGAUCAAGUGAACAGUUCAUAAAUGGAGUGGAGAGCUUUAUCAAAUUUGCUUUUGAGAGAUCAAGUCAAAUUUUAUCAUACUCGAGGGGAAGUAUUUGAUCAUCUAAUAUGUAAUGGAUUCUGAAAAGAAUACACAAAAUGGAUAGAUCAUGGAGAACAUCAAACAUCAUCAUUUUCAAGGUCUGCGCCUAAUAAUGUAGCGGAGACUUUUAGACUUGACACACAAGGACUAUUAAAUGAUUUAUUUUCAGUGGCCCAUGAAGAAGUAGGUACACCUAAUAUGGAGGAGUGUGAAGGGAGUACGGGUUUGGGUAACUUCAGUGAUCCAGAGAGCUAUGAAACUAGAGCUGACAAGUUUUUUGACCUCUUAAAGGAAUCUGAAAGGAAGGUAUAUCCAAAUUCAAAGUAUAGCAAGCUUUCUUGUUUGGUACACUUGUUCCAUUUAAAGUGCUUGAAUGGUUGGAGCAACAAGUCAUUCACUAUGUUACUGGAGUUCUUACAAGAUUUGUUGCCAGAUCAAAAUUUGAUGCCCAAAACAACGUAUCAAGUUAAAAAGCUACUUGGAGACCUAGGUUUAGGCUACGAAAAGAUCCACGCAUGCCCAAAUGAUUGUAUGUUGUUCUGGGAUGAUACUGAGAAAGAAAAUGAAUGUUCAAUUUGUGGACAAUCAAGAUGGCUUGCUUCUACAGAUAAUACUGGUGAGAUAGUAAACGCCCAAAAUAAGAAGGCAGCAAAGAUUUUGCGUUGGUUUCCUUUGAAACCAAGGCUUUAAAGAUUGUUUAUGUCUUCAAAGACGUCUAACCUUACAAAUUGGCAUCAUAGUAAACGCAUAAAUGAUGAAAAAUAGAGACAUUCGGCUGAUGGUGCAGCAUGGAAGGAUUUUAACAAGAAUUAUCCUGAGUUUUCCAAUGAUCCACGCAACAUUCGGUUAGCACUUUCAAGUGAUGGAUUUAACCCUUUCAAGACAAUGAAUCUUAAAUAUAGUAUUUGGCCAGUUUUUUUUUAAUUUCUUGUAACUUACCUCCGUGGCUGGUCAUGAAACAACCCAAUUUCAUUCUUUCUUUAAUUAUUCCUGGAGCAAAAGGCCCUGGGAAUAAGAUUGAUGUAUAUAUGCAGCCAUUGUUGAAAGAGUUAAAAGAGUUGUGGGAGGAUGGAAUUGAGACUUGAUGUGACUACUAAAGAUAAGUUUCGGCUGAAAGCAGCAUUACUUUACACAAUUCCUGACUUUCCUGGAUAUGCAAACCUUUCAGGAUGGAGUACCAAGGGAGAAUUUGCAUGUCCUAUAUGUGGAUUUGGUACUGCUUCAAAAUGGCUUCAAUUUGGAAGAAAGUUUUGUUAUAUGUGUCAUAGGAGAUGACUUCCAUCUAACCAUAGGUGGCGGUUUGAGACUCAAGCUUUUAAUGGAGAGCAAGAGCUACAGGUCACACCUACACCUAUUUCUGGGCAUUCAGCUUUUCAACACUUAGACGAGCUUGAGUUUGUGAGUUAUAAUGUCAAUAAUGGUCCAUGAAAAAAAAGCAUUUUCUUUAUGUUGCCUUACCAGAAACAUUUAUUGUUGCGUCAUAACCCAUAACCUUGAUGUCAUGUACAUAGAAAAAAUGUGUGCGAGAACAUUUUUGGAACUUUGUUGGGACAGGGUAAAAAGUCUAAAGACAAUUACAAAUCAAGAUUAGACUUACAAAAAAUGGGUAUAAAAAAAGAACUUCACCCGAAAAAGCGUCAAGUGAGCAAUAUAACGUGCUUGCUCGAGCAUGCUACCAAAUGACUUGAUCAGAAAAGGAGGCUUUCUUGAAAACUCUUGUUGUGUGCAAUUGAAGGAUAAAAAACUUUUAGGGCUAAGAAGUUAUGAUUGUCACAUGUUGAUGCAAGAAUAUCUACCUAUUGCCUCAAGGGGGACAUUGCCAGACAAUGUUUCAUCAAUUAUCAUUGAACUGUGUGAUUUUUUUAAGGCAAUUUGUUGUAAGAACUUGUCUAAACAUGACAUCCAGUUUCUUGAAAAGAAGGUUACACUAACCUUAUGCACAAUUGAACUAUGUCCUUCUUUCUUUACUGUUAUGGUGCACUUAGUGGUUCAUUUGGUUGAAGAAUUGAGGAUGGGAGGUCCAGUAACUUUUAGGUGGAUGCAUUCUGUUGAAAGGGAACUUCUCACACUGAAGUCAUAUGUUCAUAAUAGAGCUUAUCCAGAAGGUUCAAUCACUGAAGGUUAUUUAGCUAUGGAAAGUUUAACAUUUGUCUCUCGCUAUCUCUCCGUUGUUGAGACAUUGUUUACUCGACCUGUGAGAAAUGACGAUGAGGGUGAGCAUAAUGAAAUUGAAGAGUUAAACUCACUUUGUCCUGGGCGUCCAUUAAGAAAAAGCAGAGAUUGUAAUGUCUCUUUUCGAAAGAGAAAGAGAGUAUCUCGUUGUGUGCUUUACAAGAAGUUGCUGAUACAAGCACAUCGUUAUGUCUUAUUUAAUGUCGAGUUAGUCAUGCCAUUUAGAGAGGAACAUAAAUCAAUCGUUAAGAAUUGAAAUAGUUCACGGCGACGACCCGAAUAUGAGAUUGAAAGACUUCAUUGCCAAGAAUUUAAUGAAUGAUUCCAAAAAGGGUUUCUCGUUUAGUAGAAGAAGGUGAUGCAAGAGUGAGUGAGGAAAUUAAAUGGCUUGCUCUUGGCCCCCACACCUCUGCAAAGACAUAUUGUGGUUAUUUUGUUAAAGGGUAUCGAUUCCAUACAAUGGAUCAUGAGAAAUUCUUGAAAUCACAAAAUAGUGGCGUUGUUGUAACGGUAAAGAGUGAAUGUUAUGCUAGCUCCCGUGAUAAACAACCAGUUCUUGGUAUGAUCAACUAUUAUGGCUCAUUGAAAGACAUAAUUGAUUUGAACUAUUCUGGUAAACUACGAGUGAUUUUGUUCAGAUGUGAUUGGGUUGAUGUGAAUAGAGGUGUGAAGCGAGAUGAUAUGGGUACAACGCUGGUUAACUUUUCGUAUUUGGCACACACAUGAACAAAUGUGCUUGAUGACCUCUUUGUUCUAGCCUCACAAGUUGAGAAAGUCUUCUAUGCUAGAGAUUGCAAGUCUAAGGAUUGGUUGGUUGUUAGGCAUGUCAAAGUUAGGGAUAUGUUUCAAAUGGGAAAUAAUGUUGAUCAUAGUAUACAUACGUCAAAUGAUGCAAUAUUUGAUGUACCAAACCUGCACAAAGUUGGAGUUGAUGAUGAUAAUGGAGUUGAUGUCACUCCAAUGAUGGAACAAGAAGUUAUGCAUGAUGAAGAUGAUGAAGAUGAAGAAGAUGAAGAAGCUAGCAUUGCUG
Messenger RNA from Cuscuta epithymum, 5410 nucleotides. The record is from the annotation of a GenBank genome assembly. NCBI's taxonomy places the organism in Eukaryota, Viridiplantae, Streptophyta, Magnoliopsida, Solanales, Convolvulaceae.